Molecule: messenger RNA, 471 nt
Organism: Paraphaeosphaeria sporulosa
Lineage: Eukaryota; Fungi; Ascomycota; Dothideomycetes; Pleosporales; Didymosphaeriaceae
Product: RNA-binding domain-containing protein
Exons: 2
Coding region: 1-471 (156 amino acids)
Biological process (GO): RNA splicing
Cellular component (GO): nucleus; cytoplasm; exon-exon junction complex
Molecular function (GO): mRNA binding
Source: RefSeq, a predicted model, not a curated record
AUGGCCGACACCGAGAUGGACAUCGACCAGCCCGAGCGCACCUCCGCCGACCCCAAGGCCAGUGACGCGCGCACCGCCGCCGGCGCGACUGCCGUCCGCUCCAUCGAAGGCUGGAUUAUCAUCGUCACCAACGUGCAUGAGGAAGCCACCGAGGAGGACCUUCAGGACAUGUUCGGCGAAUACGGCACUAUCAAGAAUCUGCAUCUGAACUUGGACCGGCGGACGGGUUAUGUCAAGGGCUAUGUCCUCAUCGAGUACCCCACCCUCGACGAAGCGAAGGCUGCUGUGAGAGACGGCAACGGUCUAGAGCUCCUCGAACAGAAGGUCGUCGUGGAUUACGCUUUCGUCAGGCCUCCUCCUCCAAACAAGGGCCGUGGACGCGAUCAGGGUCGCGAAGAUAGGCGAGGCAGCGGUCGCGGCAAGGGAAGGAGCAGGAGUCCCGGCAGAGAAGGAGAUGACAUGGAGGACUGA